CAAGAAGGAUAAACUACGCAGCGUUUCUCGUUCUCCUGCGCGUCGUCGUAGCCCUUCACCUUCUCGCGGACGCAGAUCAGCUCCUCGCGGACGCAGAAGCAAAUCGCGCAGUCAACGUCGCAAUCUGGCUACUAGACCUCGCAGUAAUCCACGGGGACGUCGUAGCUUUGGCCGUAAAAUUAAGGCAUAGUACGCUAUUCCAUCUUAUAACCUUAUGAAGCAUCCUCGUCGUCCUCAACUUCAACAAGAUGAAUUAAAUUCUAGUGGAGAGCUCUAAUAAAGGUGCGCCACGCGGCGGCAGUCCUCCUCGUCGUCGUCGUUCAGGUGGAGCUGAAGACGCUAAUAAUAGAAGAUACCCUAUGAUAGCGAGACGACCACGUGGAUACGGUGGUCUCAUGAUCAAACGUGAUUCAGCUCUGUUUAAGGAUGAUAGUGAAGAUCAGGAUGCUGCUGGGGAAGACGUUAAUGAAGCCACUCCUGCAGAGGAGGAGGUUGAUCCCGUUGAAGAUGAGGUUGAUCCAGAGGAUCAAGAGCAACCUCUCCAAAGGACAGAAGACGAAGAGGAUGAAGAAGACGUGAAUCAAAAUGAAACAAAUGAGGCUUCGCAGCUUGAGAACGAGCAGCAAGUAGGAGGUGAAGAUGAUGCUGAUGGUGGUGAGAAAAAUGGUGCUUCUGACAAAGAAGAAGAUGAACAGCAAGAACAAGAACAUGUUUGUCCACAGGAGACUGGUGCGGAAGAACAAGACGAACGGAUAAUUGGAGAGCAAGAACAACAGGCUGACGUAGAUGGAGAAAACAAAAGGAAAAGUGAAGAUGUUGACAAACACGACAAAAACGAACGUGAUCUGGAGCGUCCGAGAGACGCCUACAGCAAGGGAACCUCCAUCGUCAACAAAUACAGUCGAAAUACCUCUAACAAUUCUCAUCGGAGUCAAGAAGAGUUCGACCUACAGUUUGACGAAGAUCAUCGCCGUCAACGCAAAAAUGUUCGUUCUUACCUGUUUUCGCGGCCUCGUGGAGGUGAUGACGGACCUCGCGGAGACCGAGACCGUUCUCGUGAUUUUAACAAGAAGUACGAUUACAAGAGUCAGCGUACCAGUCUAGUACCCCGAGCCAGCCGAAGCCGUCAACGACGUAGCUCAAACGACGACGAAAUUUAAGGGCAUGUUCUUGUUUUCUUUUGUGAUGCAUGAGCAUGAGCAUGUUGUCGUUCUUGUUGAUCUUCUUGCACGACUUGCUUCUAUUCUACGUCUUCAACUUCAUCUUUUUCUCUAACAUGACACUUGUGAUCAAGCACAAGACCGUCACUUUGAUACCUGAGCAUAUCCUCGCUGCAAGAACUUCAUCUCUAUUUUUCUGCUCGUCCUCCGUUUACUAUGAUCACCAUCGUUCUGAUUUCAUCCCCCUCCAUCUUCUCAAUCUCUAACAUGAUACAACGUUGGAGGAGUUCGACGUGAUCAAGCACAAGACCGUCACUUUGAUAUCUGCACGUGCCGCGAAAUCGCGUCGUCGUGGUCUGCUAGUGGCGGCUGCUGCACAGAAUGGAACUACUACUUCGACGUCGACGUGGGACAAGAACAGGGACAAUCGAGGACGUGGUCGUAAGUCGGACCAAAACAGAGAGAGACAACUCCAUACUAACAUUAAGGCUACCCCUAAUCCAUUUCUAUAGGAAUCCCUCAACAAUAUGCACCCCCAUACAAGGGGAAUAAUGUGGCAUAUUGUUGAGGGAUUGCCACAGGGAUGAAUUAGCGAGAGCUCUAAUAACAAGAGUCGAAGUCCUAGUUCUGACGGAGGUCGUACUGGUACUAACACGACAACUAGAGCUCGUCCUGGAGCUGCAGUGAUCAAAAAGCGACCAAGCAGGGAGAACACGAGCAAAAAUGUUCUUGGUGAACGUGGGCAUGUCGAUGGCCGUGACAUCAAGGAAAAUCAGAACGCAACGAUUUCUAGAAAGACCUCUGCUGAUCGUCAUCGUGACCACAGUAAAGAUAGCAACAGGGGAACGACUUCUGUGACGAAUAUUUGGCAUCGUGGCGACAGGAGGGUCAAGGAUCGCGAUCAUCGUGCGGCAGAUACUUCUGUUGAGAAGAAACCGGAGAUGAAACCUCGAAUUUUACCUCGACUGGUAAAGAAAGCAACUCCACCACAGCAAGUCGUUUCUGCGGCCAGUGUGAUGUCGUCGUCCGCAGGGGAUGACCAUGACAAGUAUCUACACCAUUUAACCUAUUUGUUUUUGUCUAAGUAUGCCUACUUCUUCAUUCGAUGAAAUUUCAAAAUCGCAACUUCGACAAUACCACUUGUUGUCCGGCGUUCUUGACCACGGAAAGAUUAGUAAUUAUCUGUAUCCAUUACACAAUUCCUUCAGCCACGGAGAUGCGAAAGAGGAUGAUGCCGACGAAGACGAUGCGGCGGACAAAGACAAGGACAAUGUUGAAGAGGAACUACAGGAUAAUCAUGUCGAAGCAGAUAUGAAGGCGGAUCAUGACAAUCAAGAGGAUGAGCUACAAGCUGAUGACGAAGAGGGUAACAUUAACAACAAGGUAGUUGAAAAUAGUGAGGAACACGAACAGGACGCUGAUGGACGAGAUCAACAAGAUCAAAUAGAAGAAAGAUCCAUCGAUCUUCAAGCGCAAGCAGGUGGAGCAGAUAGAGGCGGGCAAGAAAAUGUGGACCACGAAGAGGAUCAGCAGGAUACUGAUCAUCACGACAAGAUGCGUGAAGAUGUAGCUGCUAAGAGGAACAGGUCUACUAUUAAGGAGGACAACGAGAAACGCGAUAAGAAGCGCCGAAGAAAGGACGACAAUACAACAGGUGGAGAGCGACACGAUGACGAAAGCGAAGACCAUGAAGACUUGAACUUGAAGGAAGAGAAGAAAACCGAGUUGCAGAGUUUGAAAGAUGAGAACGAACGCCUGAGGGCUGACGCACGUCGUGACCGACAAACACUCACGCUGUUAUGGCUAAACAAGAUGGACCUUUCGCCUUUGGUUUUGAAUCAAGUAACUCAGGCUCAUACCUGUGGUUUUCCUCUACCAUCUUUCUCACACUUUUGUUGUUAUUGUCAACAUUUUUAACCAUUUCACCCUACCUGCAUCUUGUUCAUGCCCUCUCUGCUUCCCAAUCACACUUUUCUUGUUAUUGUUAAUAUUUUUAACCAUUUCACCCUACCUGCAUCUUGUUCAUGCCCUCUCUGCUUCCCAAUCACACUUUUGUUGUUAUUGUCAAUAACCAUUUCACCCUACCUGCAUCUUGUUCAUGCCCUCUCCGCGUCCAGAAGGAACAAGCUCAGGCUGAAGCACGCAGACACACAGAAAAGCUGAAGGUGUUACAGUCGGAAAAAGAAGCGGCCGAACAGCGUCUGGAGGAGACGUUGCGUUUUUUGAUCGAGUUUCAAGUCGCGACCUUCGGCGACAAGACAGUACGAGCAAAGCUGGAGGAAAUAACUAUAGGAGAUGAACAAGCUCAACAAUUGGAUACCUCAUCUACUCACUUGCUUGAUGGAGAAAGUGGUGCUGUAGUUAAGGAUAAGAUCAUCUAGGUUAGUAAAUUGCUCUUAGACUUUGUCUUUGAGGACUUUUUUUGGAAAAUUUUCGUAGGCUCAUGCAUGCAAGUGAUGUAAUAUUCAAGAAGUAGCUCUACAAACAAACGUAGAAACAAGUAGAUUUACAUAGUACGAUGAUCGUGUAGUCGAAAAAUCAAAUUUGCUUGUCCUCUCUAACAUUGGGGCUAGUAAACAAGAAGUAGAAGAUCUCGUUGGUGAAAACUGUUCCGUAGUUGCGGGGAAUCUGGAAGAUGAACAUGACGGUGAAGCUGAUGAAGAAUGGGAAGAUAUUAAGGUGACUGCAGCUCCAGCUCUGUCAUCGAUCGUCGCCUCAGCAGAGAUAGACAAGAUUCGCAGGGACAAGAACAACGAAGAUGAAGAUAUUAAGGGAUCAUACGCUGCUAGUACUUCUACCAAGUUGUACAACAAGAAGAGUCACAGGGGUUGUGCUAGAGCCGGAGGCGCGUAAUGACUUUACAGUCUAUAAGUUAGUAGUCGUGUUUUAAAACCUCACACACGUAUCACGAACACGAAGAUACGUGAUAUCGAAAUACUAUCAAAGCAGAUUGGAGUUAUACUUAUAGAUACUGGUACAACUAAAACCGAAGUUGUUGUCAUCCUAUUUGUCUAUAUCAAGUUAAUGAUAGCGUUACAGCGAUAGAGGCGGUUGUAUCCCAAUAACUCCCUUUGUAAUGCUAUAAUCACGACAACCACAAGCCCUCGAAAUAAACGAGUAUCCGAUCAUAGUACCCUUCAACAACACUCAUAUUGAUCGUUUACUACAACAAUGAAUUGCAUUUGGUGAUGAAAAAAAGGUAAAGGUCAAGGUGGACCAGUUCGAAUUUUACUUUAUUCGGAAGUCGAUAAAAAUAUUGAAAUUUUUUAAAACCCGUAAGAAAAACUGCUGAUUCCCAAGGAAGCUUUGAAGACGCUAGCAAAGUACACUAGUAACAUGACCUCCCGCCCCAAUGCUAAUCAUGGUCUUACACCUAAAGAUGAUUCAUGAUUAUAAUGAGUUGCACGACCAUCUUGUUCGAAGAACUACAGCGUUAGACUGAAGUGUCAAGAAUAAUUGAUCGUGUCUCAUGAUGUUUAUAUCUUCUCGUACCCCGCACAACAAUUAGGCUUCCAAGAACGACACAUGAUCGAAGAAUUAGUAUGAAUCAAUGUGUGCUAAAAAACCGUCAAAAGCCCACGUGGUCGUCAUCGACAAAUCAUAAAUCCUGAUGCGUUGUUUCAUAUCUUCUGAUUUUGACCCCGUACUGCUUAUACCUCCCUACUGCUCCAUACUACCCACUUGCGCUCAAUAAGAAAAAUCAAGAAUUCUUCUUGUCUCUGAUGGUUCUAGUUUUUAG
Molecule: messenger RNA, 4899 nt
Organism: Amoebophrya sp. A25
Lineage: Eukaryota; Dinophyceae; Syndiniales; Amoebophryaceae
Source: the annotation of a GenBank genome assembly